Molecule: messenger RNA, 1491 nt
Organism: Sitophilus oryzae (rice weevil)
Lineage: Eukaryota; Metazoa; Arthropoda; Insecta; Coleoptera; Curculionidae
Exons: 9
Coding region: 1-1341 (446 amino acids)
Source: RefSeq, a predicted model, not a curated record
AUGUCUCCCAGUUAUAUGCCGGUUAAUGUAUUUUCAGCAGAUGAUAUAGGGAGAAACGAUUCAAAAGCACUUUAUGAUGAUGUGAUUCAAAACAGUAUAUCCAAUGGCUCAAUAACUGAUGCUUUAGGUACUAUGAUUUUUCACAGGUCUAUGAUGAACCGGUAUCUCUGCAAAAAUUACCUAGCUAAUGAGAUUUUAUCAGGUCUUGUCCAAGAAAAUUUUCAAAAGCGCCGAAGUGAUAUUUUGCCAAAUAUAUUUUCGGACGAGUUUAUGGCAAGGAAUCGUCUACACCAUGACGGAAGAUCAUUGUUGUACGAUAGUUGGUUAUCAAGGGACAACGAUUUACGGAGCAGUUUAGAUUCUACAGAUCGAUUAGGAUACGAAGAGGAACAUAUUGGAGAACAUGAUCCAGUUAUAAUUAGUUAUCCUCCGAAGUAUCAAGUGCAUUAUAAAGAUGACAAGACUCAUGAAUUAUCGGAUAUAUUUGAGAUUGCUUUAACUGCUGUAGCAUUCUUAUCGUUUGGAAUGUUUGUAGUACAUUUGGUUAUGAGUAUUUCUUCAUUGAGCAAUCAUGCUACGACUCGCCCAAGUAUUAUGAUGCCGAUGAGUAUGAGUCCAACUGCCACAGGGCCAGUUCCCGCAAAUUCUAACACUGGAAGUGGAGGCACAAGUAUUGGAUCUGGUAAUGGAUUAAAUAACCCCGAACCCGGCAAUACAGGUGAUGGUGUAUCAGACACCGGUACCGGUGGGUCGGAUAAUGGUUAUGGCGAAUCAGAUACUGGUGAUAGUGGGUCGGAUAAUGGUGAUGGUGCGUCAGACACAGGUGAUGGAACAUCCGAUACAGGUGAAGGUAGUGAAAAUACCGAUACUGGAAAUAAUGACGGUGCUGACGAAGAAUCAAAUUCUACAGGAUCAGCAGAAGACGAUGACGAAACUGAUAUGGAAGAUAGUACUGACAAUGAUAGGUUCAGUUUCAGGUUAAAACGUGACAUACCUCUAAUUAUAAAUACUGAUCAAAUUGCUUUGAAUGAGAUGACCAAAAGGAUAAUGAGUUCCAUAGAUGCUGCAUUAGUUACAAAUGUUAGUAACAAUGAUUGUCUAGAAAAGGCAAUAUGUUUAAGCAAUAGUUACUCUCAAACGUUGAAGUAUUUUAAUAAAUUAAUAUUGCCGGUAUGGAAUCUAGGAAUGAGCUGGAUUCUAAAAGAUAUUUCCAAUAAUAAACUAUUUAUAAUAAAAGGAUUAAAAGCUGCAAUACUAGGCCUAGGAAACGGAAAUUGUGACACGAUAUAUCAAAAAUGCGAAAUGAAGAGAAUAAGGAGAUCAAUAGAAAAUAGGAAAUAAAAAAUAAUAAUUUUCAAUAAUGCAUUCUUACUGCAUAUUAUAUGCAUAUGGCAUAUCGCACUAAAGUGCUAAAGCGAAUGGUCUCUCACUUGUUGGUUUUGUUAGCUAACACUUAAAUAAGCCUUAAAGUUUAAUUUUGUCUCAAUAUUA